UUUUGUGGUUUUUCUGUGUGUUUUGAUCUACUUUGUCACCACAGUAACUUCCUGUGGUCAGAAUUUUUCUCUGUUCAUUUCCCCAGGGUAGAGGAUGCAUUGUCCCCAGCUUUUGUGCAGCUACUUUCAGAGACACCUCUAGGGCCAGUAAGUUUUCAGUUCUUCCAAGGUGGUAUCAUCUAAAAGGUGUGUUUACUACUCUCCUGGCCUGUGCAGUAUAUUCUGUGAGGGACUACAAGCUUCAGUACCUUUUCUCAACCCUCUUGACUCCACCUUCCCCAAAAUGGACAAUUUUCAAACCCCAAGUUGUCCUGCCACAGAACUGUGAUUAAAUUAUAAAAGCUUCCCUUUUCUACUUCUUUUUCCACUUUAUAAAUAUCUUUGCUCUAGUUCCCCUUUGCAAUUUUUAUUUCUUUAAAUUAAUAUUUUAUUUAACACUUAAGAGGGAACAUCAAUAUAACCAAAUAAACUUGCUUAGUCAUUUAAUUUAUUUCAGUAUAACAAGUAUCUGUUUUUAAGUCAUUCCCUCUGUCUUCAUCAAGAUUUUUUUUAUAUCAAGUCAUACAUAGUUUUCCUCUUACAUGGGAAUAUUUAAUAAACACCCAUUUCUUCUGCUUCUGCUUUUCUUUUGUUUUGCACUAUUUCAUAAAGUAGUGGAUAGAAAACUAGAAAGAUCUGGUCUUAUCUCUGAUAGUUAUUUUAACUGUGUCACUUUGGAUAAAUCACUUAAUCGCUCAAUAUUGUAGGCAAACUUCUAAGACUAUAAAUUGCCAAAAAAUGUGCGUCAGGAAUUUUUUCAUCCAGGAAUUUUGUAUAAAAUCACAGAUCUGAUCCCUAUCCCUAUUAUUUCAUGACAGUAACCCUUUUACUUAUUGUUCCUGUACUUUCUCUUCUUUCUAAAUUUUCAUUUUUAGUGAGUCCACAUCCUCCAACUGCAGUGGGUGGAGUUAUAUAAGGAUUAUAUAAGGUUAGGGAACAUGAUUCCCAAGGAAAUGCAUCCAAAAAGAAAGAGGAAUAUGAGUGAUAUCCAGAAGAAGGAGGAAUUAGAAUUCACUCUGGCUUUGACAAAAGAAUUUGCUAUGCAUUAUAUAUUAUUAAAUCGAGAAUAGAGAUUUCUGUUUUAUGAAAUUUGUGCUGGGUAAUAUUUUCCUAUAGGAAAGUAAAUAGGUGUUUUUUGUGUGUGUGUGGUUAGCAGUAACUUCCAACAAGUAAUAAUCCAAGAGGCAACAUGGCUUAGGGACUAAAGCUUUGGACUUGGAGUCAGAAAGAACCAGGCAAAUCAUUUAAGCCUCUGUCCUCAGUUUCCUCAUUUAUAAAAUGAGGAGAUUGGAUCUGAUGAUUUCUAAAGUCCUUUCCAUCUCUAAAUCAUCUUAUGAUCUUAUAAGUCCUCCAUUCCAUGUUUGUCCCUUUAGUAUAGUAUCUGGUACACAGUAAGCACUUACUCACAUUAUCCAUAUCAGAGUUUUCUCUUUUGCCUUCCUUUUUUCAAGGUCCCAAGCCUUUGUUUAAAUUUUAUUUAGAGAUUCAUGGAUUUAGAGCUGGAAGUGAUCUCAAAAGUCACCUAGACCAACCUCCUUUAUUUUAUAGAUAAGAAAAGUCCAAGAGACCGAGUACUUAAUAUUAGCAUCAAGACUUGAACCCUGCUCCUCUGAUUCCAGAUGCAGUAUUCUUUUCACUCUGUGGCCUUGCCUCUUCAAAUAGAGCCAUUUGUACUUAUGAUAAUUUUCAUUGGUUGUUUUCUGGAAGUGUGAUAAAAUUGAAGGGCAUAGGACUUUAAUUUUAGUGAGAGCAUUGAACUAUAUAGCUGUCAUUUCCAACCAUGAUAAUAGCAGCCAUCAUAUAUUUAGCACAUGAAGAUCUUCAUAGUGUUCUACAUAUAUUAUUUCAGUUUAAAAUAAUAAAUUUUUAAAAGAAGUAAAAAGAUCAGACUGCAUAUUCUCACUAUAUAUAUAUGCUAUUUCAUUUGAUCACCCCAAAAACUUUGUGUGGAAGGAGCUAUUAUUAUCCCCAUUUUUUAUAGACAAUAAAAACUGAGGCUGAAUGACCUGUCCAGUAUCACAUAGCCCAUUAAGUUUCUGGAGCAGCAAGACCAAUUUGAAUCCAGCUUUCUUAUCAACUAGGCCACCAACUAUAACAUUCUAUGAUCUGUGUAUAUUUGUGGCACUAUGAAUUUGAUUAAUGUAAAACAGUUGUAAUCAUAAGAUGCAGAUCUAUAAGUUUUUUAAUAAUGGUUUAUGGAUAAAUUUUUAGCAAUUCCCUUCUUUCAAUAGGAAAAUAAAGAAAUGUUGGAUCUUUUUGCAUUGGGGUUUUUUCCAGUUCUAAUAUUCUGUGAUCCUUUGGAAAUGCCUUAUGUGUCUGAGAGUUACCUGUCACUACCUCUGACUCCACCUUUAUGGUCAGAUAACAAAUUUCCUUCUCCAUUCAAGAGCAGUAAAAUGUUCAGUGUACAAGUGUUGCUAUAGCAACUUCUCAGCUGGUUUUUGUCUGCCCAGUGGAAAUUCACAAGUAGUUGGUCUGUGAGCAGAUUCACAGAAUCUCCAUUCACCUGAAUAAAAUGCUAGAUUGACUUUAGGGGGCUUUUCCCCCUUUUUCCUUUCUUUUUUUUCUUCCCCCCUCCCCCACCCAAAACAGGUUAAAAAGAUAAUUUGUCAGUCCAAGGAAGCCUCAUCUUUGUUACUAAGACAAGAAAACUCCAGUCUUUCAAGCACCAGAAGAAUCCAAAGUAAGGUUGGGGGACAAAGAGGGAUGGUGGCCAUGAGAGAUUAGGGAGUGCUCACCUUGGCCCAAUAUGUACCAGCUGCCAUUGUUAAUACAGAGUAAAUAGUCUACUAAUGGAUCUUCCAGGAACACUAUUCAACUGUAACUAAAAAAGUACCCUCUAAGGACGAUUAAUAGCAGGUAAGGUGAGAGUAUGGCAAAUUUGCAGUGAUAUAUCAGAUGAAUGUCAUAUUUUUUGGAGCAGAAUAGUUUCAAUGAAAUAAAAAAGCUUUUAAGGGUACCAUUGUACCUUUAGCAUAUAAUUAGCACCCAAUGUAAAUAAAAAUAAAAUUGCCUACACUCAAAAGUACCAUAAAAAUGAGAAAAGCAAUUUUGUCUCAAUUUGAUGCUUGUAUAUAUCUUUUUAAAUAAAAGGAUUAUAAGGGAAUUUAAAAUGGAAAGGAACUUUAGAGAUUAUCUAGAUAAAAAGGAUAUAAUGGAGCACCUAGAGAUUUCAGUGAAAAUCUUUCCCUCCUACACUCAAAAGAAAUGCUAGUACCCUUUGCCACCACACUUUCUUUUCCCUAACCCAGCCCUCAUUGCCCCAUUAUUAGGUUCCUAUUAGGCACCACACAAACUAAGGCCAAGCACCCAAACAGCCUGUAAUUGACCUUUACUAUCUUUACCAUAACAGUUCUAGGGAUGGUACAAAACUUCCAUAUCUCGCCUCCUCUCAAAAUAAUGAACUAUAUGUGUGUAAAAUAAAUCACUUCUGCCUUUUAAAAUUUCCAUUAUUAAAUGUUUCCAUUAUGAUGUAUGUAUAUUUGUAUAAGUUCAACAUUGCUUUAAUUUUUUUUUAGUUUUAUGUUAAAUAAUUCAGUUAAUAGUUUUAUGUGUGCUUUUAAAAAAAAAAUUAUAGUUAUUUUCCAAUCUACCUUACCUCCUUAUUAAAUCCUCUUCUGUAAAAAAGAUAACUAAGCAAAGCUGAUCUACCAAGUGUCAGUAGGUGAAGUUCUGGGCUUGGAUCCAGGAAGACCUGACAACCUUAGACACUCACUUUGUGAUCCUGGGCAAAUCACUUAAUCUCUAUGUAAAUUUCCUGAAUUGUAAAAUAGCCUCCUUCCUAAGGUUGUUGUGAGGACCAAAUGAGCUAUGUAUAAAGCGCUAAACGUGAUGCAGAGUAAAUGCUUAAUCAUUGCUUGUUCCCUCCCCUUUCCACUACAGAAUCAUUUUACUCAUCCACAGUCCCCUACUUGUCUUCCAAAAAGAAUCUUGAACAACACCGUUGGUCAUCAUAAUAGGAAUAUGACCAAUUUUUGGUGUUAUUUUCCUUUGCCUUUUUAAUAGUCAAGCAUAUUUUUCUUCUCAUUCUGUUUAUUUCGCUCCCAUCUAUUCAUACACAUCUUCCCUUAUUUCUUUGAAACUCAUAUACAAGAAAUUUUAAAGGCAUUUAGUUCAACCGUCUUGUUCUACAAAGUAAGGAAAUGGGCCCAGAUAGGUUAAGGGAUUUCCUGCAGGUCACACAGUUAAGUAGCAAAGCCAGUAUUUGAAAGUAAGUUCUCUGACUCCAAACCCAGUCUUUCCACCAAACCAGUAUACCUCUUACCAGAUAUCAUUUAUCACAAUGAACUAUUCCAUUACAUUUAUAUACCACAAUUUUUCAGUCAUUCCCCAGUCAUUGGGCACCAUCUUAUUUGCAUUUUUUUCCUCCUAGGAAAAGUAUGACUUGGAGUAUUCUAGUAAAUAUGGGGCCUUUUUUCUGCAUUUGAGUUUUUUGGGGGAGAACUAGAUUACUAUAUUAAGCACCAUACAUAAAUACUUUGCCAAAAAAAAGUAUUCUUAUUAAAGAGAAAAGAAAUAAGCAUUUAUCAAGUACUUACUAUGUGCCAGGCACUGUGCUAAAUCUUUUGGAAAUUGCUGUCUCAUUUGAUUAAAUAGGUUAAAUAAGCUUCAUUAAGGAGAUUAAACACAUAAUGAACAGAUAUAUGAAUGCAACUAUCAUAUAAUCUUUCUUGUUCCAUAAAAUUAUACCCAGCUACAUCAUCAUAAUAAGAGUACAGGAUGUGACCAAACACGGAAAUAGCCUUGUUAUAGAAAGCUAGUUAUAAUGAUAUUUAUUAAAUUACUGUUACUCAGAGUAGUAAAGGGUUACUCGUGUUCUUUUUCCUAGUUGCUAGGUGAGGGUCUAUGAAACCACUGUGUCCCUCUAAACUAAAAGUGAAUAAAGAAAGAUCUCAGGCUUCAUGAAAAGAAGGAUUGUAAAGAAAGCCAACUCUUCUGUGAAUUGCUGGAGGUGUGCUCACUUGUGAUCUUCCUCCAACUGACCUGGAUGAAGAAGUUUCAGGAUAGAUUAUCAAGCUUCAAAAGAGUCUACAGAUAAAACAUAGAACAUGGAUGAAAUUUAUAAGAUCGCUUCUUCAAAGAGGAUACAGCAGUUGGAAAAAGAGCUGGAGGUUCAGUUGGCUGAACUUAAGACAGAAAUACAAGAACACGGAGCUCUUAAAAGAUCACUUCAUUGGCCUUACAGCUCCAUCCGGUUACCAAAGGAUGUUUCUUACUUUAGAAAAGAGAGGGAACUGGCAUUACGGAAAAGCUUGCAGGUGGCUGAAUCAAAGCCCCUUGUUAUUCAAGCAGAUGUCCUGCAGAGGGAGCUCGAAAGCUGUUUAAGGAAAGAGUACACAGUUGAAAACUUACCUUUGCUUCUGCACCAGUUUUAUACAGAGAGAAUUACCCAGUUGGUCCAGAGCAAAUACUUACACAUGCUUAGGUGGAAGAGAUUCUGCCAGCAUAGCAGCAUUAUGGAACAAAUUUAUCCUCUUUACCAGGAGCAGGUUGGGCACAUUAUGCAGGAAUACAAUGAUGCUGUUCAGAGAGCUGAGAGGUUGGCUGUUGCUCAAGAAAACUUAUUCAUGGGAAAAAACAAUCCUGGACACUUGGUAACACAGGAAGAUCUGAUGAUCUACACCAGGUGGCUAGUUUGUCAUUUAUAUUCUCUUAGAGACAUUCACAACUACCUGAGGGUGCUACAAUACUUGCCCAUAUCUGACAGAUUGGAAAUUGCUAUACAGGACGUGGAUCAAGAAAAUGGAGAUAUGUGUACUGGACAUAUAGACCCUGAGUCUUCAUCUACUAACAACCAGAAUUCUGGUUGUCAAGCUUCUUCAGUAACAAGCACUUCAGGGUUAUUCAGAAAAGAAGUUACUUCUAUUCUGCCCCACAAUAAAACAGAAGCAGUAGAACUGAAGCCUCAGCUAGAACUUCUUUUGUCUCAUUUCAACAUCUGCUACAACACAGAGGAUCUAAAGAAUUCUGCUGAUGAGAUGGAGCUCUUUUCCCUGGUUGUUCAGAAGUUUCAGAACAUCUUCCAUGAACAACAGAGAUUGAAAAUAUUUCCAGCCUAUGAUGUCAAGGUGGCUAAAGUUGAUAUCCAGGAUUUAUUAAAACCUAGCAUGACUUUCAAAAAGACAGCCAACUGGAUUCCUUUCAUAAAGAUUAAGCCAAAAUGUGAUCCUUGGCAGCAGAAACUUUUGACCAAACUAAGAGAACGAGACAGAAUCGAUGCAUUGAUGCAAUUGCAUACAAAGUUUUUGAAAGUUUCCAACCCGCUGCGAGUGAUGGAGGCUCUGCAGGCUCAUGCGGCAGCAGUCCUGGAGCCAGCUUCAGCCCUUCUUUCCUGUGUAAAGCCCCAGGGUUCGGACCAGGACACUUGUGAUGGAAUCUGGGAGGAAAUUUACGGCAGCAUCAGCCUUCACCAGGAAGAAGAUACUGAGGAGGGGGAUCUUUCUAUGGAAGGCAAAGAUACUGAUGGACCCCAAAUCAGUCCCAGCCAGUAUGCUGGGGGAUCUUCAAAGAAGAACAAACAAACAGGGUACAGUUACCUUGGGGCCCUUCAACUCCUGGGAUUUGAUGAAGAUGAUGAGAGUGAUGAUAAAAAUCCCAUCAUGAUGAAAGGAGCUUAUCUAUCCUUUCUUUAUCUUCGGCAUCUAAGAAUCAGAGAGCUUCAGCGUGUCUGCUUAGGAAUUUUGAAUUAUUUCAGAUCUGUUGAGCGAACCCUAACAAUCCAUACCUCAGGCCUUACAUCAAAUGCAGGGAAUUUUGUUUCCAGUGUUGAAGAUGCCUCUUGGGUAAAUACUGCAAGAACAGGAGGUUCUGGUACUGUUCCAGGCCUGGGAUCUCACCACUAUGUGCAUUAUACACCAGCAGACUACAAGGUCCAGAGCACCCAGUUCAUGGAAUUCUCAGAAGUGGAGAAUCAGGAUGACUUCUACACUCUGGGAGAUGGAUACAUCCAUGUUCAGGACCAGCAGGGAGCUUAUGUGAUGUAUGACUGUGCCUUAUGUGAUCUGGAGGAACUGGAGAGCCAGCUACUGCUCAUAGUGAGCCAUUACAUCGAGAAAGAAAAAAGUCACAAAAGGGGUAAUGAAUCCAGGAGCAGCAGUCUCCCAGAAUGGGCCCAUGCAAGUGUGGAUCGAUUUGCAAUGCUGUUUGACAUAUGGACUUGGGAGGCUACUUUUCUAGAAAACAAACGCCAGCUUCUUGACAGUUACUUUGAAGCUUAUCAACAUGUCUUUGAUCAGGAAGAGAGAACUGCCUUGGCCCAGGUGAUAACAGACAUCAUGCACCACCGCCCCCGUUUUGAUUUUAGCCACCCUUAUUUGGAGAAAACCUACAGGGCUGAAUGCAUCAGCCUGAGGCUUCAUCUACAGCUGGUGAAGGACAUAGUCAACAGACAUAUAGAAUCACAACGGAAAUAUGUCCAAAGAAUAUGGCGAGAUGGUCAGAAAGGUAGCAUCAAUGAAUUUGGACUUCCUCCAAACAUAAUUUGUAAACACCUUAUCUCUAUUAACAGUAGCUGCCCAGCUUUAAAAAGCAUUUACUUGUUGGAAUUCCAUCCUUCCCUGGGCAUGGCCUCCCUCAUUCCUACAGCCCUACAGCAUCUCUUCCAGGAGUUUUGUCAUAUCUACAGGCCCCACACAGCUUAUGGCUUCACCAUUCUGGAGAAACAGGUGCUCCAGCUGGCUCUGGAUACAUGGCAGUCUGUAAGAAAGCCUGAGUUUCUCUACAGUGCCCAGCUUCAGAAAGAUUUAUUUUCAGAUGCAGUGAUGGGAGAUCCCUUUCUUGUGGUUGAGAUAGGCAUGCUGGUUCUAGAAUCUGCAGUGGGAGAAGGAAAGAAACGAAGCAAAGAUUCUCAAGCCUUUCUUCUGGAGACCUUCUCCAGACUUUUGGAACUCUUGACUCUCCGCUACCGACUGAUAGAAAUGAGUGUGGAAAGUGCACACUUAUCCUGGUUAUACAAAAUAUUUGCCCAAGAGAUGGGUUUUGAUGAAUUCCAUUUGUACUUGAGGCCAGUCUACUUUGAAUUUGCAUCUCAUAAGGAGAAGGCAGACCAACCACCUCCAAUUUUCAUUACAGCUCUACAGGAAGAUAAUAGUCGAGUAGAUAGAUAUGUUCCUUCUACUCUUCAAUUGGCUAUCUCUGAGGUGGAUGAUAAUCAUAUUGGAAAAUUUAGUUUUCAUAAAAAGGAAAGCAUUUUUCAGCUCUUAUUUUAUUCAGGAGUGGAAAACAUGCAAGUGACUCUUGCUUGCCAGACUGCUCAGAAAAAUGCCCUGAUGGUUGCUGUCCAGCAGGCUGCCUUUGGCCACAGCCCAUGGUCGAUCUGCCCCGUGGACAGACAGGAAGCUUCUCAGCUGAGGAGCCAUGAUGGGGAAGUUUCAACCCAUGGAAGUGCCAGGACUGGGAAUGACAGAGAAAGCACAUCAUUGGCCACAGUGCCCAGAGUCUCAGGCUCACUUCCCCAUUCUUCCCCAGGAGUCCAGCCUACUAAGAGGACUCCAGAGGCUUUUGUGUCUAUUCAACUGGAAAAGCUGGGAUUACGUGAUAUGAUGCUGAAUACCUUCGUCCAAAGGAAGGAAACCAUAGGCAAGCCAGUGGAGAAGACUGAUGAAAUUGGGAAAGUCAAGCGGGAAGUGAUUAUAGAGUACUGUCAGAAGCUGAAUCAUCGCAUGUCCCAGUACUCUCUUCGGGGACAGAUCACUGCCUAUUGCAACAGCCUGAGAGCCCUGUUGGAGGACUUCCCUACCAUCAGAAAUACCUUCUUCAUGAUUGGGCAGCCUCAAGAAAGAAAAAGAAAGAAGGAUUCCAAGGAAAGUGUCCAGGCUAACCCCCGGAAUUUUCAGCCCAGGCCACAAUGCUUGUUGUCUUCUGAUGGAAAAACUUUCCUCAAUUUAUGGUACAUACCCCAUCACCUGGAGGUACUGAUCAUGUUCAAAACUCUGCCAGAAAAGGAUGCCUUUAGGGCCCUUAAGCUCACUCUGAAGAUUAUAGCUCCCCUGCAUGACAUUGUUGCCUAUCUCUUCAGCUUUGCUAAACUUGGAAAUGGCAAGGAAUAUUUUGAUUUACCUCUAAGUCCCAUACCUCUAAAAGCUGACUGGGGAGGAAUUGAAGGCAUUGGGGCUGAACUUAAAGAUGUGCAGAGAAUGAUUGACAGCCUUCAGAACCCCCAGGAUCCUAACCAAGUGGCCCAGUCACUCAUGAUCCGAAGAGAAGUUAUGUUUCUACAGUUUGAUGCAGCCAUGAGACACCUUAUCCGAGAAACAUUUUUGCUUGCUGGAAACAUUUCUGCCUACCAGACUGUCACAGAUUCUGUCUUUCAUGGGUUACAACCAAUGAGCAACAAUCUUGUAAAGUCUGUAUUUGCUUCACAAUUCUGUCUUCCUCAGCCCCUUGAUCCACAGAGCCACCAGGCAUGCGUGCUGUUUCCUUGGAGGUCAUUCCUAGCAGAUGGAGGACCAUUUCCAGUUAUCCUUAGCAGCCCAGACUCCCUAGAAUAUAACAUGCAGUUAUGCUUGUGUGGGCUGAAUGAUCAAGACCGAAAAGUGGCCCAUGGGGAGCUGGUGUCUGUGCAGUUAAUGAUGGAAGAUGUGCUCCUGAGCAGCUACGACAAGAUGGUGGGAGAUCCCCGCGGAUGUUACACCUCAGCAGACAAAAACAAGCAGGCCAGAGUGAACAAAAUGGCUGAAUUAAAAGGAAGUCAACCAUGGGGCAGCCCAAAGACGCUGGAGAAGCAGCGGGAUCCACUGACAGCCUAUGCUUUCCUGAGAUCUUUUCUUAUUAUCUGGAAACAGCUUGAAGUGCUGAAGGAGCAAUGGGGCCGACUCAAACUGAGGGUCACAGAUAUCAACACAGUUACUCUGUAUCAGCAAUUUCAGGAGCUCUAUGGAUCUGAUAUUCUUUACCCUACCAUGAAAACCAUAGCCAGGCAAAUGGGAAAAGAAGAUGAAUUUGAAGGACUUGUAAUAAGUUGUCGGUCUAUACUUCCUCCCAAAGGAGCUUCGGAAGUUGAAAUCAAAACCCGCCAGCUUCAAAAACUUCUGGAAGAUCUUGAAAGUCAUAUGAUCCAUGAGGUGCUAAGAAAAGUUAGCAAGGAAAUAGCCUUAGUUAUGUCAGAAAAAGCUAAAGAAGACUCUGUCCUCCCUACAGAACUCUGGAAACACCAUGUUAUUAAAGAAAAUGUGUCCAUUUUAAGGCCACAGAUAGUUGAAAUUUUUAUACAGCGAUUAAUGGAAAGUUACCAAGAUGGUGAGCUUGAGAUCACUUUUAAGAAAGAGCACUUAGAGAUGUGUCUCCUUUCUCUGGGCUGUGAUGUGAUGGCUAGAGAACGUAGCAACUUUGAGACCUACUCCAUGUUUUAUGAAAAUUUGUUGCAGCAGGCCAAUCAGAUGCUCUACCAGAAGGAACAAGAACUAAAUGCAGUGAGAACAGCUCAAAGUCCAUCUGAAAAUGUUCAUCAGGUAACAGGGCACAUACAGAAUAUGAUCUUGGAAAUCACUGCUCUCAGAGCCAAACUCACCGAUCUAGAAGACGAGAAUAUCAACCUUAAGGAAAAGAUAAGAAAAGAAGUCCAAGAAGAAUAUGAAGCAUUAGUUCAAGCCUUAUUUGCAACCUGUUUACACAUCAAAGAGAAAUUGGAUGAGCAUCAACUUAAAAUGUCUCGGAAAGUGUGUGAUCUCAUCAGUGAAGUGAGAAAAGAAGGGGUUGACAGUAUGAUUGAUUUGAAGAAAAAAAUUGGCUUAGGCAAAGUUGCUAAUGGAGUGAAAGAAAACUUGGCCAAACAGGAGCAGCUUCAGACCCUCCAGGAGGAGAACAGGCGCCUCGAGGAGCUGGUGUGCAAGAUGAAGACUGUAAGUCACUGGAAACUAACUGUCCAGCAACAGCAGCUCCAGAGACAGCUAAGAAAUGCAGAGAAGGAAGCUAUACAAAGUAAAAAAAAAUAUUUGCGAGUCAAGAUAAUGGCUGAACACGAGAGUAUUUUAUUGCAACAACAAUUACUGGCUUUAAGGAAGGCUCUUGCCAAAUCUCAAACAGGGAGUUUGAAGAUGGAGAAACAGCUUGAAAAGCAGAAACAGUUGUUUAAAGAACUGGAAUACAAAAUGACCCAGGAAACUCUAAAUAGGCAGCAGUUGGAUAUAAUGAAAACAUCCAGCAUGGAGAAACUCUUGGAAGACAUAGAGAAGAAAGAACGAAGGCUCUGUCUUCUUACAGAGGAAGCAGAAAGGUCUUCUAAAAUGGGCCAAUUCCAGCAAAAGAAAAUUAAGAAAGAAAUCCAACAGAUAAGAAGCCAGCUUGCCCAAGAACGAGUUUUAAAGUUGGAUGCAUUCCAGCGGGUGGAUGAACUGCAGAGCCAGCUUUAUGACAGAGAAAGUGUAUCAACUCAAAUAAACUCACUGGGAGGUCUUACAGCAGGGGCUAGCUAUACUCGAAGUUCUGUCUCCACUCCAUGCAGAUUUUCCCAGCAAUGCCUUUUAAAGUUUGAACCUAAAAGCAGUGAAAUAACAAAAAGGAUUCAAAGACCAAACACUGUACCCACUAAAUGCCGAAGAAAAGAUUGCUUACCCAAUGUCCAUGUUCAGUUGGCAACCUUUAGAAUUCCUACUGUUCAGCAAUCAACACCCUUGCUCAAGCCUACACACUGGUAGCUCUUUUCAAGUUCGCAAAGGAACCAUCUACUCCCCUGCUUCAAAAUUAUUGAAUAAAAAUGGCUAUAAAACAUUAA
This is a messenger RNA of Sarcophilus harrisii (Tasmanian devil), 11749 nucleotides long. RefSeq names its product coiled-coil domain containing 162, pseudogene (gene CCDC162P). The record is from RefSeq and is a predicted model, not a curated record. Bases 5088 to 11672 code for a protein of 2194 amino acids. The transcript is spliced from 48 exons. Lineage: Eukaryota; Metazoa; Chordata; Mammalia; Dasyuromorphia; Dasyuridae.